AUCACGUCGGACGCAACGCGGCUUUCCCUUGCUCUCCCCCGCCUCCUGCUUUUGCCAGCGAAGUCGCUUUGGGCGCCUGCGCAGACGGAAAGGGCUCGCGUUGCUAAGAAGGGAGAAGGCCCUUAGUUACCGCGCGUUGCUGCUGCUCCGCGGUUGGAGGGGACGGGGAAACGAUGGUGGCGACCCCGCAGGUAAGUCAACUUUUGUGGUGGCGGUGUAGAGAUGCUUCCCCCUCCCUCGGGACCAUUUAUGGAGGCGGAGGGUUACUUUGUAGGCACGACCCUGGCUCCCCUCACCUUGGGACCUUGUAGAAGUCCGAGCUGGUAAAUUUUAGUUGCCUCCCGCCUUUCCGUAGCCAGAAAAACCAUGCUGAAAGGCGGCUUACAAACGGGGGACGGGGCGGGAAUUGCAUUAUUACAAACACAGCAAAAGCAGGCAGGAGCAGUAAAUAAAACACAUCCAAAAGCAUGCAACCAUAUUGGAAAAUUCCCACAUAAAUCAUAAUAAGAUCCAAAACAAAUGUACAAAAAAAAUUCAGUAGCAGCAACAAAAGCCCCCUCAAACAAACAUUACCCCAGUCCAAGAGUCCUCUUGAAUUUGAUUUUUUAAAAAAUAGGAUACAUGGAAACCACCAUCAAAUCACAGAUCGUAUCUGCGCCUAACAGACUGAAUUAUACAGAAUCAGAGAAUUGUAGAGUUGUAAGCAACCCUGAGGAUCAUCUAGUCCAAUCUCCUGCAGUGCAGGAAUAGAUCCCACACUUGUGGUGCAGCAAACUUGCAAUAUUUUUAUACUGAUCCCCCCCCCCCCAAAAAAACCCCUACUAUUAAAAACAUGACAUCUGUAACAUGUCAGCCAACACCAGAAACAUUGUGGCACGGUCUGAGGAUACUGUACAGAUGUAAUGUGAUUUGAUGGUGGUUUGAGGGAGAGGCUCCUGUUCAAGAAUCUGUAAGGAUCUGUGCCCCCUAGGCCUAGAUCCAAUGGUUAAUGCUGUUAAUGUGAGUUUUGAGGUGCUGGUUACACUGAGUUUUGAGGUGCCUGUGACAACAGACGUUAUAGUGGUUUUGGUGGCUUUCUGUAUAAAACCUAUGUGAAAAAUCUGCCCAAUGCCUCAGAUCCAUGUUUUCGUGCCAUGGUUGUGUCAGAAAACACCAGCUACAUCAUGAUUCUUCAUGCUUCAGCCUCUGGAGAGGGAGAUUCUAUAAUGGGAUUAAGAUAAACUUUUGUAAAAAUGCAAUUUCAGGCAGAUUGUUUUUUUAAUUACUAGAUGCAACUCCUACUUGCUUCCAAAUCUACUUACUGUAUUUCUGUUCCUCAGUGCCAAAUCAUAGACUUACUGAUAGAAUUACCCUCAUUUUUCGAACUACAAAUGCUUAGGAAAUCUCAGCACUGCAAGCUUGUAAUGAUUUUAUGCCAGCUUAUUCACUGCUAUAGCUCUCCCAAAAGAGUCCUGGGAACUAGCCCUUGGAGAGAGUGUGUAGUAAUAUAGCUCAAGAACAAGAGAUUCUGGCCUACUAUUUUAUUGUCCCAAUUGCUGGAACAGGGUGGCUUUGCUUUCUAGAACUCUUAGAUCCACCAGCUGUAGCCUGAUACAAAAGUCAUAGCUAAGAACCAAACAAAGCUGACAUACCACUCCAAAAUACACUUGUCGCCCCAAGCUUUCUUCAUUUUCACUAGCAUUCUUUUUGGCAGGUUCGGGCAUUUGGAAAGUUGGAAGUCAAAAAUCCUUGCAGAGAACCCAGAUUUUCUUUCUUUCCACCGUGCUAGAUCAAUCAAUAAAACAUAAUGUUAUUUGGUUAAUUGUGGGUAUUCAUUAAUUCUACAUUAAUCUGGGAAGGGUUCUUAGAAUUUCUGAAUAAUGAUAGCACUUUUUCAUUUUGCUUUGUUUUUUGUUUAUUUGCCUGUGCUCUUUCAUUUUUGAGGUAACUAUGGAGGGAGAACUUCGUAAUAUAAUCGUCUUCAAUGCUUCUAAAAAGGAAAUUUUUACUAUGAACAAUGGUUAUAGGAUUCUACAAAAAAAGCUUCGAAGCAACUGGAAGAUACAGAGGUGAGUGGAGUAUGUAUUGUUUUCUUUUUUCUGAUCUGUGUUAGCUUCCUGCUUUUUACUACUGUUCUGAGAGGAGAAGGCGAGCCAUCUUUUGUUUCUAGACCAGCAUUGAAGUUUGAUGAAGGCAUAAAAUUGCUUUAAAGUACCCAGGACAAUGGCUGCCCCAUAACAGUUAAAUUUUUGCUCUCCUCGUAUCUUGUACAAUAUCUGUAUAUCUGAUUGCAGAUUUUAAACAAGCUUAUUUUGUUAGUAUAGGAUAUUGGCAGAGUGUGGGUUUCAUAGUCUUUCAUUCAAGCCUUACCUCAACCACAGCUUUUCAAGAUGGGUCUAAGCCCCUGUUCUUUAAAGCAUCAGCCCUUCAACCUCAUUGUGGGGAUAAUUGUGCAAGUGACAUGAGGCUUUUAGCUUAAUAUACCUAUAUGCAUUUGGCAUUAGGUCUUCGUGGUUUGUAAUAUAUCUCCCUUGAACAUUUUGAUAAUAGAAUGAGAUUUGGUAAUCUUGUUCAGGACAUCAGUCUUUAUUUUAGGGUUGAAUACCUUCUUAUUUUUGUAGUCAUUUUCAAAGUAGAGAAGAAAAUUAAAAAUACAUUAUAAUGCAACAUCUGCCUAGACAAUUGAGGUAUUGACCCAGCAUGCAUGCCACAGUAAGCCAUAGUUCACCCUCAACACCGCUAAAAUGGCUCUUUUCCUUCUCCCUGCUGAGAAAAAACAAAACACGAUCACUGUCUUUGUGUUAUGUCCAAUCCUGGAAUUGUGGUUUGCCAAUGAUAUGCGUUAUUGGGUAACAUGUCUUCUAUUAAUUUGUCCAUAGUUUAAAAGAUGAAAUAACUUCAGAGAAGCUGACCGGAGUAAAACUCUGGAUUACAUCAGGACCUAGGGAAAAGUUCACAGCUGCUGAAGUAUGUAAAUGUCUUAAAUACCUCAAUAACUGUUUAAAGAUCUAUUUACCUUGCUGAUCUUGUCUAGUAUUUUGAUCCUGUGAACUUCUUCAGGAUUCAGUGGUUCUCUUACAUCACAUCUUAUAGGCUUUUUGGAUUCAUAGAAGCAGAGCAGGAUGAUGCACACUCUGGCCGUCCUGUUUUGUAUGAUCUGGGGCAGGAUUGGUGCCUUGCAAAUGUGUCUGAGCCACAGUGCUGUACCCUGUAUGUAUGUUAGGUGGGCUGUUCACUGUUUACUAAUGGAUUACCUAAUGCCUUCUUGUUGGGAUUUUUGCAAAGAGUGCUAGACAUAGGGCAGAAUUCAGUGCAGCGUUAAGGUUCACGUUCUGUCAGUGCAAGGAUUUUUCCUUAUGCAAUGGAACAUUCUCCCCCUCUCCUCCCCUGUGCACCCCAUAAAUCUGUUCUACACAUUCCUCCAGUCCUCUGCAGCAAAUCUGGAGACAGUGUGCAGAGGGACAAUCACUAAAUUAUUUAGCUGAAUACCGCCCUAACUGUGCAAUUCUAACCAUGUCUACUCAGAAGUCUGUCCUGUUGGAUUCAGUGGGGCUUACUGUCAGGUAAGUAGUUUUAGGACUACAGCCUAAAUGUAAUCCACUAAAGCACUAAACAUGAAUGCCUAUUCAGAAUUGCUUAGAGCAGAUUAAUUAUGCCGUAACUUGUAAAGAGACCUUGAGUAUGCACUUAUACUUGAUAAAUUUAAAACACAUUGGUGGACUCACAGAUGAAAAACAGAAAAGAAAAGAAAGUGGACUAUGAAAGACUAAAGUUAGCCCUGUUCUGCCGUAUGCCAAACAGCAGGUAGUUUGUUAGCUUAAAUGCCUAUUUGCACUGCUUAAACUUUAACCAUCUUUAGGGUUAAUUUCCCCUUUGUCUUGUAAGAAUAAUAAGAUGGGGUUUCUUUACCAAAGGAGACUUAGUAUUUGUAAGGAUGUGCAAGCUGUGUUGUGUUGCUAUUCUAAUUUUCAAGGGUUAAAUUGUGUAAAAGCAGGAAAACCUUUCAUCCUGGCACUCAAGACUUUGUUGCUUUUUUCCUUUACAGUUUGAGGUUCUGAAGAAGUAUCUAGAAAGUGGUGGGGAUAUCCUGGUGAUGCUGGGAGAAGGUGGUGAAUCUCGAUAUGACACCAACAUCAACUUUUUAUUGGAAGAAUAUGGGAUCAUGGUCAAUAAUGGUAAUAACUGACCUGAGGACAAGCUUUCUUCUUUGGUCAGUCUUGAGAAUGUUUGCAUAUCAUAUAGUCAGAAACCACAAACAAGUGACCCAAUUUACAGCAAUUUGAGUGUGCUUUAUUAAUUUGAUAUUGCUAGGUCCCAAAAGAGCUAGUGACAGAGUAUGAUUGUAGCUGUACCAUCUUCCCUUUUCCAUGUUUGCUGAUUUUGAAAAUACUAAGCAAGUGAACAGUACUACGAUAAAGUACAUCCAAGUCUGAGGGAUAUUUGGUAUGGUGGCAGGCCUGAACUCUGUGUGAGCAGAGAGCAAGGUCCACAGAGUUUCUCUCUGUUAGGCUCUAAGUGAACAUCUCUUGCUGUAUUGCUUGCUGCGUACCGUUGUGCUGUGAUUUUCAUUUUUCUUUAAACCAUUGUGUGCACUGCACAUUCGAACAUUCAGCAGCCCCUCCUCUCUGUGGCCUCAGUGCAUGGACUGCAUUCAGUGGAUGCAAGAGCAGAGCAGUGCAAGGGCUUGGGGAAGGUGGAUUCAUGUGUGAUGUAGAACUGCCUUGGCCUAAAGUGAAUAGCUUGAUGAAUUGCUUCUGAUACAGCAAAAGAGCCACUGCACCUCUUAUCUUUCUUUGUGACUGUUCCAUUUGUACUUUUGCUAUGAUUGUACAUCUGCAUCUUCUUAUGGGCUGCCACAAGGAAAAUAUGAGAGAUUUGCCAGCUUUUUAAGGACCAUGGGCACAUUUGCAAACAGAAACUGUUGUGGGCAUCACAUGCCAGGCACACACUGAAGCCAAUCAAUUGGCUACUAUUCUUCUUUCAAGCCAAAUUUUAGUAGGGUGGGGGCGGGCGGGUCAUAUGAAGUCAGAAGGUGCUUUGUUGGCAACAUCAGCCUUCAUACAAUUAGAGAGAACCAGGAUCUAGAAUCCAUAGCCCAUACUUUGCAGCGCUGCAUCUUACUGGGAAAAAUAUUAUUUUUCGUUUCUCUUAAGACUCUGUGGUGAGAAAUGUGUAUUAUAAAUACUUCCAUCCUAAAGAAGCUUUGGUCUCCAAUGGAGUUUUAAAUCGGUAAGUAUUUGAUAGUGGAUGGUAUGUGGGUGCAUUCACAUUUUAUCUUGUGUAACUUAGCUAUAUUUUGCAACUACAAAUCAGUUAUUUUUGGGUUUCCAUCUAUAAGGGAAAUCAGUAGAGCUGCUGGAAAAACAGUAUCUGGGAUAAUAGAUGAAGACAACAGUGGAAAUGAUUCACAGUAAGUACCUUCUUUCCAGCCAUGUUACAAAUGCCAUCAAUGUUCAUUCUGAAAAGUUAUAAUAAAGCAUUGUGUGGGAAGUGCUCUUGAAAUAUGUAGAAUAUUCUAAUUAAUGCCUAAGAUUUUGUAUUUUGCCUCUUGAAAUGCUGCUUAAGUGGAGUAAUGCUACAAAAUCCAAGGAAGGGAACAGUUUUGCACAGUGUUCUGGAUUUUUUUUUUUUUACUGCUUAUGGACAUAAACAGGAUUUUAAUACAUCGUAAAGUAUAGUCCUUUUAAUUACUGAUUUGUAUCCACUAUUGGAAGGCCUCUUCCACUCACAAUGCAAUGGAAGAGCACUGUUUUUAAAAAGAGACACCCAAAUCCCAAGAAGUUAUUGCAUUGUCACAAGCUCUUUUUGAAGCACAGGUUCCUUCUCAAGACUUUCUUGUGGCCUGGAGUCUAUAAACUUCAGCCUUUUUCCUUCCUUAUUCAGUCUGUUGCCUAUACAGUAUUGUAACCUCUGCUAAAUUGUGGUACUGCCCCGGGAGAAAUAGAAGACUUCUGUGAAUGCUUGCUGAGCAGUACAAAUGAACUUUUCGUCCACUUUUGGUUCUUUGGAUCUAAGCCAUCACAAUUAAUUUUAGAGUGUUACAAAUACAUGGUAUCUUUUUUCUUUUUUUAAAGAAAAAAAGCUCCUACCAGCAGAAGAGCAUGAAGGGGUGUGGACAGAGAGAAUGGUUGAUUGUGUUUGACGGCAUUGCAAUUCUGUGAAAUAUAGAAAAUGCUUAUGACAGUCUUUGUACUAUUUUGUAGGGCUCUCACUUUUGUGUAUCCAUUUGGUGCUACACUUAAUGUGAUGAAACCAGCAGUGGCUGUUCUGUCCACGGGAUCUGUCUGCUUUCCUCUUAAUAGACCCAUCUUGGCUUUUUAUCACUUUAAGGUACAUAACUGCAUGAGCCAUCAAAUACUUGUAAAACAUGAUAUUUUGUAACUUCGUUCAUAAUUUCUGUUAUUUGCACAUCUUGUGCAACUUUAGCAGGAAAGCAUUCAGAUAAAAGCUCCUUUAUGUUGGAACCUUUGAAAAGAGUUGACCUAUAACAGGGGUAGGGAAGCACAUUGAACUGUUAUUGCAGUUCUUCCCCAGUUUUAUCAGUCAUUAGUAAUAAUAAUUAUACCAUUUCUAAAACACUUCUAAGACAAAAUGCUGAAAAGUGAAUAAAACUAAAGAUAGGCCCUGUUGUAAAUUUACAUUAUCAUACUUUUACUUCAUUUUUAGUGUAAUUUACUAACUUUAAAUAAUGUAUGGUAAAUAUGUUCAUUUGAAUUUUCUUACUUAUUUUCUUAGCUUAUCCCAAAAUAUUUGGAAAAGGGAACAGCAUGUUAAGCAUCCAUACAAAUUCAACUGAGAUGGAUAAAAACAAGAUAACUUGACAUUUGUACACAUAGUUUAUCCCAGUUAUUAAAGGCAUUCCAGACAAGUAUGCCUUGUAAUCUUUUCUUUAUUCUGCCCCAGUAGUGUCUGUGCAUUCAUAAUCUGUAUGAGCUUUUAAUGCCUUCUUAGAAACAUGUAAUAUGAGUGUAUGGUGUCCUCAAAACUGAGACUUUUAUUGGACAAAUUAAUUUUUAGUGUCCCAGCCAAUUCUAGGCUGCAUCAACAGAAAUAUAUUGUCUAGAUACAGGGAAGUAUGAGUUUGCUCUGUUCUGCCUUGGUCAGACCCGAUCAGGAGUACUGUGUCCAGUUCUGGGGACUGUGGUAUAAUAGGGAUAUUGGCAGUUUGGAACAUGUGCAAGAGGAUUCUGAAGAAAAUAGUAGAAUGUCUGUUAGGGCAGAGAAAAUGAUCAGAAGGAAAAUCUAAAAUCUGUUCAAGACACAUGAGGUGGAAUUCAAAGAGCUACUGUAGUACUGUGCCUCCAAUACCUAUCCCACACAGCCAAUCUAGGAAAAUACCACGGUCACCUGUCACAUCUGGCUUGUGAGGUGUAGUGGACAGAGGGAUCUGGCCUGUUGGUCAGACCAGAUUCCCCAAUCCUGCAAUAAAGUAAUGCAGAAUGUUAAAGAGUGUAAUAUGAAAAGUACACCUGGUAAGACAAAGCAUUGAUGUACAGUAUAAGUUAUUGAAUGUGUUCUACUGAUUUUUUCUUUGAUAGAAUCAAGGUGGCAAGUUAGCUGUACUAGGAUCUUGUCAUAUGUUCAGUGACCAAUAUUUGGAAAAAGAAGAAAACAGCAAGAUUAUGGUGAGCCUCUGUUGUCAACUUCACUGCUAAUACUUUAAUAAUGUAUGCCCUCUAACGAUCAGUUGAGCAGGUUUAUUUGAAGCUUAGGAGUUAUUCAGCAGAGUGAGCUGUCUUUUCAACCAUAUUAAGUUGAAGUUUUUGCUACUUGAUUCUUUUGGACGCUAUGGUAUGUAGUCUUUUUUGCAAUACAGUCGUACCUUGGUUUUCAAACAGCCUAGUUCUCAAAUGUUUUGGCUCCUGAACACCGCAACCCCGGAAGUGACUGUUCCGGUUUGCGAACUAUUUUUGGAAGCCAAACAUACGACGGAGUUUCCGUGGCUUCCGAUUGGCUGCAGGAGCUGGUCAAGCUAGAGAAAUGGAACAGAGCACUCUGCUUCAUCAGCCAGAUGAGAUUCCAUACUGGCCAUGGAGGAGGUGACAAACCUCUGCAGCCAGUAGUGAAGAUGAUUGGGCUGGCAAAACAGAGCACUCUCUUGCUUUCACUCGCCUGGAAGCAGUUCCACUUUAGAAUUCCUGGUUGCCAGUGGUGGCUAGGAAAGGGAUGCAAGACAGGACUGGUUUAGUGUGACAUCAGAAUGCAGCCACCACCUCUCUUGUAAUCAUUUACUCUAAAUAAUGUUUUCUGCUUCCAGCCAAUUUAAUAAUAAUAAUAAUUAUAAUAAUAAUAAUAAUAUCUUUAUUGUCAUUGCCCCCUUCGGGGACAACGAAAUUACUUGACUGCUCCAUAAAAACUCUAAUUAAUCAAUACAGUAUAAUACAGCAAGGGAGAUUAGAUGACUUUCAAAGUCCGGGCUUCCCAUUCAGGGCCGAGAUCGCUCUGGAGAAGAAGCUGUUCUUACCUAUAUGUGUCGUCUCCUAAGUGUGAUUGUUUGAAUAUGCCAAGGAACUUCUGUUGUUGUUGUUGUUGUUGUUGUUGUUGUUGUUGUUUUGCACUGUUAAUCUUGAUAAUUCAAAGAAUUCCACAAUUAUAACUGGGCUCUUUGGUUUCUUAGGAUGUACUGUUUCAGUGGCUUACAACAAGCGACAUCCAUUUAAACCAGAUUGAUGCAGAAGAUCCCGAGGUAAGGGGAACUAAUUCAACAUUAUUUAGUAACAUUAGCUUUGUAUAUCAUAAAGUAUAGCUGCCAACUUUGCUGAAUUUCUAUUUUUGCAUCUUUUACUUUUGUCCCUGCCAAGAAGAAAGCCUUGAUAAGCUGAAAGCAGGGGUAGCUGGUGCUGUGCCCUUUAGAUGCAGGCUCCAACUGCCAUUAUCCUUGACCAUUGGCCAUGGGAACCGGGACUGAUGUGGGUUGGGAGUUCGAUAACAUCUAGAGUGGACCCCAUUGACUACUCUUAACUUAAAGGCAAAAAGUUGAGUUGUUAAUUUUUACACUUGCUCUGUAAAGUUUAUUCGGUUCUAUCACUGUUUCAACUUUCCAAUUAUCUGAAACUUUAAAAUUACUUAGCAGUUUGUAGUAAUGUCAUGUUGUGAAGAAUACACUGAGAUGAAAAAUUAAAGUUAAUUUUCUUUCCUAUGAUGUCUGCCAUCAACAAAUAGGUUUUAUCAUGAAAAAUAAAGAGGUAUCAUAAUAUAUGUGAAUUUAGAAGUACGUACAGAAGAUGAAUUUAUUUCGACCAAACUUAUUAACUGCUGAAGAAGCUUUUGAAAUCCGUUUCCUAUAUCAAGAGAUGUAUAUAAGUGCUCAUAACUAUGACGGUUAGAAAAUUGGCCAAACUAAAUUAAAAUCCGCACUCUUAAGUGUAUUGUUUCUUGGAUAUAUGAUUCAAGAUGCAAUUCUUUUAUCAUGUAGUUGUUUAGCUCACUGGAAAGGUUCCAUUUUUAGUGUGAGCUGUCUCUUUGUUCACAGCAAUUUCCGUGUGCUUUUCCUCCAGAUAGCUGAUUAUACGAUGCUUCCAGAUAUAGCAACCCUGUCAGAGCGACUGCGAGUUUGCCUGCAGGAGGGAGAUGAAAAUCCACGAGACUUCACAACACUUUUUGACAUGUCUAUUUACCAGCUGGAUACCACUGCACUUCCAAAAAUCAUCAAGUUGGUGACCUCAUUUAUGUUUCCCAAAACAAUGGGUUGAAUCCAGAUUUUGCUGCCAGCAGCAGGAGUGAGGAGGCAACUUUUACCAGUUUUCCCCAUCACUUUGCACCCUGUGAAACUCUGCUCCAGAGGAUUGGGGGCUGGGAGAAUCAGCAGAAGUCACAUUACACACACACACACACACACACACCUGAUCAAAGGUUUCCUGUGUACAAAAGGAGAUCUUCCAUUUGCAGACAGCAAAGUCUGGAUCCAACUCAGUGUCUUUUUCUUCUUCAUUUUAGUUUAAUAGAUUUUAGGGCCUAUUCAUUGCAUUAUUUUCGUUGUUUAUAGGCUCUUUGAGGACAGAGUCCUCUCAAGCUGGAGGACAAGAUGGAGAACAAUAACACAAACAUUAAAUUACAAUAAAAAUAUAUUUUGUUAAAUACUUCUUAAAAUUUUAAAAUAUACAAUAGUAGGCAGCAGUAUAAAAUAGGCCAUAGAAUCAGCAGCAAAGUGCAUCAAGUAAAAGCCACUUGAAACAGGUAGGAUUUUUAAAGUCUUUUUGAAUACCAAGACUGAAAGGGCCACUGUGUAUCCUUUGGGAGUUACAAAGAACAGGGGCCACUACUGCAAAGACCCUAUCCUUGGUGAGCACCAAUCUUAACAAUCUUAAAGGUGGCACAGAAGCAGAGCUUCUGAUGCUGUUGUCUUCAAGGUUCAUAUGGGCAGAUGCAGUCCUUCAUAUAACGUGGCCUCAGGCUGUUCAGCAUUUUUAAGGUUCAGUAUCAGCACUUUGACUUGAAUUUCAAUAUGUUAUGCACCAUCAGCAGAAAGGUGGUUAAAUUUGGGGUUUUGCCCAUGUACACUUCUAAUCCUAGUUAUAAUUUUGGCAUAGUUAAAUUUAUAUCUAUCCUGGACUCGUGGUGAUAGUAAAAGUUGUUAACGCAUGCCAAAACUCCAAAGCAAAAAACCUAUAGCCAAUGCUGCAAACUUUACACAUUGUUAUACGUUGCAGGUCUUAUGAGCAGCUGAAUGUGAAAUACGAACCGCUCCAACUAAUUCAGCCUCAGUUUGAAACUCCGUUGCCUGCACUUCAGCCAGCUGUAAGUAACUGUCCUGGGAGAGGAAGGAAAUAAGGUUACAAGCAUUUAUGAGUAGGGUGAAUAGAUGGGUGAUUUCAGAAACAGAAGAGGCAACACAAUAUAUAGUGCAGGGAAAGUUCAAGGCUUAUUGGGUAGGAAGAGAGGAUCAGGCAGGUCAAGUCAUCUUGGCGGAAUGACUGAAAGUUACAAUGUGUGUUGAAGCAGGUCUAUGACUCGUAGGUCAGUGUUUCUCAACCUUUUUCCUACCGUGGCCUCCUUCUGACCUUGUUUCCUUCCUGUGGCCCCCCUGUCCUACUGGCAGAAAGGGUAGCUAUUCAGAUGUUUUGUUUGUAAAUAGAACAUGUUAUAUAUAUUUAUAAUUUCUACAAAAUACAAAAAAAUUAUACUUUAAGUAUUUCUCAAUCAAUGUGACCCUUGUGCUUGGUGACCAGAAACAAGCUUUUUUAUAUCUGGUUCUUUUGCUGCGAGGGAUAACUGAAGAUCACCUCUGUCCAUUACGUUGAGCCCAUUCUGUGUGAGGCUGAGUAACAAUUGCAUGCAGCAACAUGCCUCCUUUCACAGUAAUACUUGCACGAAGAAACAGCACCCCACACACUAACACUGCUGCAGCCACGCGUAUUGCCCAUGACAAACAACAUGUGGACAGCUUGGUGCAUGCAGUGGUGGAGGGCGGAAGUGGGAGGGAGAAGGAACUGGAAGUGACGUCGCUGCAAAGUGCAUGUGGCACUCCAUCCAUUGGGAAUCACGGUCACUUCUCUGUUCCCUUUACUUCUCUCUUUUCUAUUUUCUUCACUUCUUUGUUUCCUUUUUUCUUUUCUUGGUCAUUUUUCUAUUUUCUUCACUUUUCACUUCCCCUCUGUUGCUCCCUAGUCUCAUGCCAUGGUGUCCCAUUUAUGUGUUUUUCACCUGUGGACCCCUUGGAAUAUCCUGGGGUGUCAGAGAUCAGACUGAGGAUUACAGCUCUGAUGAGGAAUGGUGGGAACCUCUCCCUCUUCCUGCUCCUGACCAGGAUCCUGAAGCUGCCCAGGAACAGUAGAGCAGUAUAGAUCUAGAGAAUUGGUUUGCAGAGGGACAUAAUUCAGAAGACAAAAGCUGGGCAGAGCUGAGUGGGGAACGGAGAAACAGAACAGGAAGAGAGAGAGAGAUAACUGGCUCCCCUUCGCUGGAAAUUGUCCAGCCUCUCUCACCAAGGGCAAAGAGAGCUGCUAAGGUUACUACGCAGAAGGCUCAGUGGUUGCAAGAUCAGGUUGCCAGAAGGGGAAGUGACAAGGAUGGCUCAGGGAGAAGUAGGAGGAAGACUUAAUUGGGAGCACCUUAACUUUGAGAAUGGCUGUUUUGUUCUUUGUCUGUGAUCACUAAACACUCUUAAACUGGCAAGGGACUCUAAUUGCUUUGUUCUUCUGAUGCACAGCCAAUUGGGGGGGGGGGGAAGCCAUUUCCCCGACGCCUGAAAUGGGAGGGCCCGGGGGCAUAUGGCCCCCGGUUGGGAAACGCUGUUGUAGGUGACAAAAGUUUGUUUUUCAAAGGAAGGCAGUAAAAAUGAGGAAAAGUUUAACUCAGACAUUAUGUUCUGCCCAUCAUUCCUCAAAGUUAGAAAUUUCCUACAUGGACAGCCUAACUUAUUUUAUGUGUCCAGUCCUUGCAGCUACUCACAUUUCUCUCAAUUCAGGCUAUGCCCUGAACACACUCUAACCCUUCCAAGACCUGACAUCCUGUGGUUAGGAAACAAGUAAUCUGGUGCCUGCUUUCGUCUCACCAAAAUGCUUAAGCUGAAUGUCACUGAUUUUCCCAAAGUAGAAAUUGGAAAUGUCAAACCUGUAUAUGUUUUUGAAGGGGCUAUAAACAGAAUAGUUUACUUUCUGAAGCUUACAUUGUAUAAACAAGAUUACAGCAUGCGAGUAGUUUAAUUAGAGCCUGCACCAAUGCUUUUUUUCUCUGAACAAGUAUGGGCAGACUCAGCUUGUUAAGUUUUGCCUAAUCUCUUACUAGGUUUUUCCACCGGCCUUCAGAGAGCUGCCUCCUCCUAGCCUGGACCUGUUUGAUUUGGAUGAAACUUUCUCUUCUGAGAAAGCUCGCCUUGCUCAAAUAACAAACAAAUGUAAGUAGUGCAAACAUUUGAACUUGGGAUUGUUAAACCAUUUGUGGGAUGGGCAGGGGAACUUUCUAGAUGAAGAGCUUCUCAAACUUUUAUCUCCAGGGCACACUUUAGAAAGCUGAAAAUUACUGAAGUCCUCCGUAUUAUGCAUACCUUAAAAUUUUUCCAAAAUGCUUUGCAUUUUGUUAAGAAAACCAGAUCUUUUAAAUCUGUUUCCUCCAUGCUAAUGGAGGUACUCUAGAUCAGGAUAGAUAAUAUGUAGCCCUCUGGAUGUUAUUGGACACCAGUUACCACCAGCCCAGCCCCAGCGGUCAGGGAUGAAGGAUCCUGUGAUCUAGUAAUGUGUGGCUGCAUAUAGGCUCUGCAUCCCUUCUCUGCUUGUGGAAACCCAUAUAAUAUCUUUAAAUGAUUUGGCAAAUUUUGUGUGUAUUAUGCUACUUUUAUGUCCUUAUUAGGCACUGAAGAUGAUCUGGAAUUCUAUGUCAGAAAAUGUGGGGACAUCCUAGGGGUAACUAACAAACUACCAAAGGAGCAGCAAGAUGCCAAACAUAUCCUGGAGCACAUUUUCUUUCAAGUGGUGGAGUUCAAGAAGUUAAAUCAGGUAAACUAAUAGGCAUUUUUCUUGAAGCCCUGUCCAAUGGUCAUUGGGAAAGAUAUGAAAGCCAGGUUUCUGGGAAAACAGACUCCCUGAUCUCAGUGAUCUAUAGAGGAGGCACCGCAUUAAAAUUAAUAAUAAAAUAGGACUUGAGCUUUAUCUAAUUUGCUUUUCAAGUUAAUUGAGUAUUCUGUUCCAACACCUCUUUGAGAAGAAAAAAAAAGAUGGGUGGAGAGAAUUCUUUCUAGCUUUUUUGUGAUUCUGUGUGCUCCUUAUAGAAAGCAAUAUUAAAUACCUAGUUGACAGUUGAGCAUAUUAGACUUUAUGCUUCCUCCUUUCUUGACUGCCAGAUUCCCUCCUUCAUUUUAGUGGCAACCCUCGGGCAGUGUUAUAUGUGCACCAAUGUUAAUGCUAACCAGGGCUGUCUAAACCCAGAGUUUGCAAUCCCAUUUCUAGCUGUGACUACAAACUGGUUAGUGGUAACAUUUUUACGGACAUUGAUAGUCAGCUGUGCAAAUAGGAAGAGGAAUUUACAUGAGAAGAGUGGGGAAGAAGAGUGUGUGAGCCUUCAGGGUGCUCCUAAUCUGUUAAACAUGGGCAAGAGUUUAUGGCCCAGGGCCGAUACAUUGUUCCCAAAGUCUAGGAGCUGAAAACCUUCAAGACCAUUUAAAUUUUAUUUUGGACCCUGAAAAUGCAAAGGAGCCUAGAGUCAUUUGUAUGUAUUGACAAAUAUCCUUUUUCUUUUCUUUAAAGGAGCAUGAUAUUGAUACAAGUGAAGCUGGAUUCCAGGGUGGCUUUUGAAUAUUUGAAAGGAAAUUUGAUGUCACAGGGAAGGAUAAUAGAACAGCUUCUCUUAUUUUGUUUUGGCUUUUUUUUCUUCAAUAAACUGGCUUGCUUUGCUUCUUCCUGCCAUUUUCUGUACCCUAUGUUACCUUACAAAUAUGUAGAUAGUCUAAAAUGCCGAAGCCAAAUGAGGGAUUGCCUUAUAGGCAGCAAUAAUUUUGAUAAUUUCUUAUGUAUGAAGCAUUCCAUAUUUAAUAUUUCUAUUUAUAAACAAAUAAAUAUCACAUUUUGUACAACCUAAAA
Molecule: messenger RNA, 14492 nt
Organism: Podarcis lilfordi (Lilford's wall lizard)
Lineage: Eukaryota; Metazoa; Chordata; Lepidosauria; Squamata; Lacertidae
Source: the annotation of a GenBank genome assembly